Molecule: messenger RNA, 1511 nt
Organism: Saccostrea echinata
Lineage: Eukaryota; Metazoa; Mollusca; Bivalvia; Ostreida; Ostreidae
Product: ubiquitin-like domain-containing CTD phosphatase 1
Exons: 9
Coding region: 30-1043 (337 amino acids)
Biological process (GO): protein dephosphorylation
Cellular component (GO): nucleus
Molecular function (GO): protein binding; protein serine/threonine phosphatase activity
Source: RefSeq, a predicted model, not a curated record
UUGUUUUUGACUUUGUUCUAUAAAAAAUAAUGGCCGAUGAGCCCUCAGACCACACUGUGGUGAUAAAAUGGAGUGGUCAAGAGUACAAACUUACCGUUAAAAAAGACGGCGCGGUGGCAGACCUAAAGAAAACAAUUCAAGAUGCAACCGGUGUACUCCCAGAAAGACAGAAAUUACUCGGGUUAAAAUUCAAAGGGAAGCCUCCAGGGGAUGAUGUCUGCUUAACUGAUUUGAAAUUAAAACCUUCCACCAAAAUCAUGAUGAUGGGAAGCAGAGAAGAAGAGCUGGAUAAAGUGAAGGAAGUUCCGAAGGAUCUCCCAGAAGUGGUGAAUGAUUUUGACAUUGAAGAGGAAGAGAUAGCUAUAGAAAGCAGAGAAGAAUAUCUAUCCAAAAUUGACAGACGCAUCAAAGACUAUAAAAUCACUGUACUAAAUGAACCAAGGCAAGGGAAGAAACUCUUGGUAUUGGACAUUGAUUACACGUUGUUUGAUCACAGAUCUGUGGCUGAAACAGCUAAUGAACUGAUGAGACCAUACUUACAUGAAUUUCUGCAAUCAGCUUAUGAAGACUACGACAUUGUAAUAUGGUCUGCCACAGGGAUGAAAUGGGUGGAGGUAAAGAUGAAAGAGUUAGGAGUUACCUCAAACCCGAACUACAAGAUCUGCUUCAUGUUAGACAGCCUCGCCAUGAUAAGUGUUCAUACACCUAAAUAUGGAGUCAUUGAGGUGAAGCCACUAGGAGUUAUCUGGGGUAAAUAUCAACAGUGGAGUGCCAAAAAUACUAUUAUGUUUGAUGAUAUUCGAAGAAACUUUAUCAUGAAUCCACAAACAGGACUUAGGAUACGAGCUUUCAGGGAAGCUCAUUUUAAUAGGGAUAAGGAUAGAGAACUAUUAAAACUUUCAAAAUACCUCAAAGACAUAGCAGCUCUAGAUGACUUCACAGGUCUUAAUCAUCGUCACUGGGAAAGAUACAGACCAAAAAGAAAACAUGAAAAUACAGAAUCAGUUGAAGGAAAAUCUGACAAAAAAGCGGAUGACACAUGAAAAGAAAUAAAUCAUUAGCAGUUCAUGUGAUCAGAAAACCUUCAAGCGAGGAGAGAGAAUGGAACCAUGGGCUUCCAGAGAAAUUAAGCGUAAGCUUUAAAUCCACUACAAGAAAUAGGUUAUCUGAGGAUGGACAAGUACUUUUUUCGCACCAUGAUUUUGACUGACCGUUCUGCACGUUUACUCCAUGGUUUGGUUUUUCAUUUUGUUGUGACAAAAAAGGAAUAUUUACAACAUUUUUGGAGUACUCUUCAACAGGAAUUGUAGAGUGUCAAAAUACAUUUACAUUAGAUUUUUUUUAUUGUAUGUUAAUUUUUUUGUCAGAAUAUUUGUGUUGUAAAUUUCAGUUGCUUUAUAAAUCGAUAUUGAAAUCAAGCCACAUGAAGUUUAAAAGUUGCGUAGAACGCGGAAUUGAGAUAUGAAAAGUAAAUAAUACAAAACUUGUAGAUAUGGUAAACAAAAAUAAAU